GUCGAGGGAGGCGACUACUGCGUGCGGACCAACCCGGACGGGGUGGAUUUGAACCGGAACUGGGACGAGGCGUGGCAGAAGGACUCGGCAGUUUACGGCCAGGACUCCAACCCAGGGCCCAAGCCCUUUUCCGAGCCGGAGACCCGACUCAUCCGAGCAGCCGUGUCGGAGUACGACCCAACGACGUUCCUCACGGUGCACAGCGGGACCUUGGGCCUCUACAUGCCGUGGGCCUAUGACAUGUCCCAUCUCGCUGACCGAAACCAGCAGCAGAUGAUGAACGUGCUGAAGUCGCUGGACGAGAAGCACUGCAAAUGCCCCUUCGGUGCCGCUGGCAAGGAGGUUGGCUAUUCCUGUCCGGGCACAUCUCUGGACUGGGUCUAUGACAAGCUUAAGACCCCAUUCUCCUUCGCCUUC
This is a messenger RNA of Symbiodinium sp. CCMP2456, 417 nucleotides long. Lineage: Eukaryota; Dinophyceae; Suessiales; Symbiodiniaceae. The record is from the annotation of a GenBank genome assembly.